Molecule: messenger RNA, 1107 nt
Organism: Labrus mixtus (cuckoo wrasse)
Lineage: Eukaryota; Metazoa; Chordata; Actinopteri; Labriformes; Labridae
Gene: asb11
Product: ankyrin repeat and SOCS box containing 11
Exons: 7
Coding region: 24-989 (321 amino acids)
Biological process (GO): protein ubiquitination; positive regulation of protein catabolic process; intracellular signal transduction
Molecular function (GO): protein binding
Source: RefSeq, a predicted model, not a curated record
CUGAGAUAAGAGGGAGGAAGACAAUGUCCAGGUCUGUCUUUUCUGCUGGCCGAGCACAAUUUGUGGAUCAUCCAAGAGAGUGUGACUGCUGCUUCGUUCUCAUCAUGGCUGCAGUACAAACAGAAGUUUCCUUAUUCUCGCAGCCCUGGCAGAGGCCCCUGCACAUCUACGGGGGGCUCAUAUGUAACGCCCUGAUGGCCGACUCCUGGUCGGACAGAACUCCUCUCCAUGAAGCCGCCUACCAAGGCAGACUGCUACACCUGAGAAGCCUAAUUUCUCAGGGCUACCAUGUGGACACACUCACCAUGGACAGAGUCUCUCCUCUCCAUGAAGCUUGCCUUGGUGGCCAUUACGCUUGUGCCAAGUUCCUGCUGGACCAUGGAGCGAAUGCGGAGGCUGUUUCAACAGAUGGCGCCACACCUCUCUUCAACUCAUGCAGCAGUGGCAGUGCCGCCUGUGUCAGACUCAUCUUACAGCACCGGGCCUCGGUCAACACUCCAGACCUGCUGGCGUCACCCGUCCACCAAGCAGCAAAGAAAGGUCACAGAGAGUGUCUGGAGCUGCUGCUCUCAUAUGGAGCUCGCAUCGACAUGGAGCUGCCAGUAAUGGGGACUCCUCUGUAUUCUGCUUGCGUGGCUCAGGCUGCAUCCUGUGUAAGACUUCUGCUGCACUCAGGUGCUGAUGUUCAAAUCGGCUGUGGGCAAGACAGUCCUUUGCAUGCGGCCGUUCGAGCUGGAGGAGCUGACGUAGUGGAUCUUCUGAUGGACUUUGGGGCCGAUGCUUGUUGUAGGAAUGUAGAGGGAAAGACCCCUCAGGACCUGUCCCCUCCAAACAGUGCCGUCAGAACUGUACUACAGAAAAAAGGUCUGUGUGCUCUAUCUCGGCUCUGUCGGAUUUGUAUCAGAAGAAGUCUGGGAAGGAAUCGACUCCACAGAGCCUCCAGCCUCUUCCUGCCUCACACCAUAAAGGACUUCCUCCUCUACCGAUGAGCUGUCUUUUUACUUUUCAUUAUAAGUAUCGCCAUGUAAUGUAUACAAAUGAAUGUUUUUAGUUGUGAUAGUGGGAUGUUCCAAGAUAUGAUGCGUUCACAUUGGAGUGACACUGUUU